Hansenula ciferrii is the source of this 270-nucleotide messenger RNA. Its product is annotated as EXPERA domain-containing protein. The record is from RefSeq and is a predicted model, not a curated record. The coding region runs from base 1 to 270 and encodes 89 amino acids. NCBI's taxonomy places the organism in Eukaryota, Fungi, Ascomycota, Saccharomycetes, Phaffomycetales, Wickerhamomycetaceae. The transcript has a single exon.
AUGGUUCCUCUAGUUAUAAUACUAAUAUGUGAUAUAGGAUACACUAGUGUUUACAUUUUCUUGGUUAUAUAUGGUCUUGAAGCUAGUUUAAGUACAGCUGGAUGUCUAUGGACCAUUUGGGCUCAAGGUGAAAGCAAUGGAUUAAAUUAUGGUGAAAUUAUUAAUUUAUUAUUGGUUUAUUUACCAACUUAUGUUAUUCCAUUUAUUAUGGCUUUAGAAGUUUUCAGUAGAGAUUGGGUUGAAGAAUCAGAGGAGAAGAAGACAAAUUAG